Messenger RNA from Orbilia oligospora ATCC 24927, 660 nucleotides. RefSeq lists its product as uncharacterized. The transcript has a single exon. Lineage: Eukaryota; Fungi; Ascomycota; Orbiliomycetes; Orbiliales; Orbiliaceae. The record is from RefSeq and is a predicted model, not a curated record. Bases 1 to 660 code for a protein of 219 amino acids.
AUGAAUGCAUUAAUUCCACCGGCCCCAAAGAUAUUCAAAUUUUUGGCGCUUUUCCUUUGCCUUUUUAAUGGAGCGUAUUCCACGCCGCUUGGUAAUGGCACACGUUCCGUUAACUCUGCCAAUUUGAUAAGAUCAAACGAUGAUAUCAAUACCACAGUGUCGCAUUCACCUUCUAUGAAUUCACCAAAACUUCCGCCUUCGCCUACGUUCAAACCUACCGGUACCGCAGCUGAAACACCGAAUGCUCCUAGAAUUAUUAAGAAAGCAGAGUUCAUAUCACCUAGUUUAUUUUAUCAACAAGGGCAAAUGUCCGUUGAGUGUCCUAACCAGAAGGAUAUCAUGGCCAUUAUUAGAGACUAUGUGGGGCGGACUAGGCGUUAUCCGCUUCCUGAUCUUGGAGGUACUGGCAUAACCGCGGAAGAAUGGAAUCGCCAGCUUGAUGUAUGGGAAAAGGUCAUAGAGGAUAAACCCACCGCAGGGAAAGCAAAGCGAUAUGUCAAAAACCUGCAGAAACGUUGCUUCGCGUGCCGGUGUAACCCCGAGACGGCCCGGCUCGUGCAUGAAACAAAUGCCCUACUAAUUAAUAACCCUUGUUCGAACCGUAUGAUUGCACUCAAGUGCGAAGCUUAUUUCCGUAAGUUCAAUUUUAAGAAACCCUAG